Molecule: messenger RNA, 2635 nt
Organism: Triplophysa rosa
Lineage: Eukaryota; Metazoa; Chordata; Actinopteri; Cypriniformes; Nemacheilidae
Gene: nr2e3
Product: nuclear receptor subfamily 2, group E, member 3
Exons: 8
Coding region: 414-1685 (423 amino acids)
Biological process (GO): cell differentiation; anatomical structure development; positive regulation of transcription by RNA polymerase II
Molecular function (GO): nuclear receptor activity; zinc ion binding; RNA polymerase II cis-regulatory region sequence-specific DNA binding
Source: RefSeq, a predicted model, not a curated record
GAGCUAAUACUGAGUGUGACUGAUUGAUCCACCCCUAGAUGGACAGUAAAGAUUAAGAGGGAUGACAAAUAGGCACUUGCUUACACAGCGCUUGCUGCUAAUCCCCUUGUCUUCCUUUAGGGAGCCCGCGUGAGACUUUAGAGUCACUCACUGUCCGGCACACCAUGAGGAGGUGACAGUCCCCACUUUAAAAAACCAACAGACGAGAAGUUCAGAGACAGGACAGUGAGAUAAAGAAGCCAAACCAGAGGUCAUCAUCAGGACCGACUUGUUCACUGAAGGAUCUUUGAAGAAACUAAGUCUAAACGGUGGACGAUUCAUCUCAUUGUGAGCUCAAGGAUUCUUGUAGGAACAGAUUAUUUGGCCUCAAAAGCCAGGGUGCAUGCACUUUAGGAACUUUGGCAGUAUAACAAAUGGAUGAUCUGAUGUCUGAGAUGUCCAUGGUACAGUUUGCCUCUUCCGAGUCUUCGAGGAACUCAGAUGACAGUCAGGAGGGUAAAAGUCCUGCUCCGGGCAAAGUGUUAAACUCAGGUCUCCUCUGUAAAGUAUGUUCAGACACCAGCAGUGGAAAACACUAUGGCAUAUACGCUUGUAACGGCUGCAGUGGCUUUUUCAAGCGCAGCGUGAGACGCAGACUCAUCUACAGAUGUCAGGCUGGUACAGGCAUGUGUCCUGUGGAUAAAGCCCAUCGCAAUCAGUGCCAGGCCUGUCGCUUGAAGAAAUGCCUUCAGGCUGGCAUGAACAAGGAUGCUGUUCAGAAUGAACGUCAGCCCCGCAGUACCUCUCAGGUCAGGUUAGACGCUCUGGAUGUCGACAGAGAUAAAGAGCACCUGGCCACCACUUUUGAGCCCACGUCAUCCUCCACCUGCUCCAUCAUCAACCGCCCAAUGCUGGGCUCCUCCAUCUGCUCCAUCAUCAGCUCCACAGAUACCAGUCGACACCCCAGCAGUCCCAAGAAUGGCCAUCGCUUCAUGGCCAGCCUCAUGACGGCUGAGACCUGCGCUAAACUGGAGCCAGAAGACGUGGAUGAAAAUAUUGACGUGACUAGUAAUGAACCUGAGAGGAGUUCUCCAGAGUACGGCAGUGCACUUUAUCCCACACGGGGCCCAGAGAGUGUGUACGAGACCUCGGCCCGCCUGCUCUUCAUGUCUGUAAAAUGGGCCAAGAACCUGCCCGUGUUUUCCCACCUGCCUUUCAGAGACCAGGUGAUUCUGCUGGAAGAAGCGUGGAGCGAGCUCUUCCUUCUGUGUGCGAUUCAGUGGUCUCUACCCUUGGACAACUGCCCCCUGCUGUCCUUCCCUGAUCUCUCGCCCCCGGGACAGGGCAAGGGCAGCCCCUCCGCCUCAGAUGUGAGGGUCCUACAAGAAGUGUUCAGCCGAUUCAAACCCCUUCAAGUGGAUCCAACCGAGUUUGCUUGCUUGAAAGCCAUCGUUCUGUUUAAACCAGAAACACGAGGGCUGAAAGACCCAGAACAGGUGGAGAACCUACAAGAUCAGUCACAGGUGCUGUUAGCUCAGCAUAUACACACACUGUAUCCCAGUCAAGUUGCCAGGUUUGGCAGACUGUUGCUUCUCCUUCCAUCUUUACAUUUUGUGAGCUCAGAGAGAAUCGAGCAGCUUUUCUUUCAGAGGACCAUCGGGAACACACCGAUGGAGAAACUCCUGUGUGAUAUGUUCAAAAACUGACAGACUGUUGCACGAGGUGUAAAAUCCUGUGGACUUUAGGUGCUUUGCUUCCAUUCCGUAUAGUUAAUAUGCCAAUGAAUCUGCCUAAAUGCUAAAAAAGCUCGAAUGUAUAUAAUUGAUUUGCAUAGUUUGCUUAUUUUAUGCCUCUCAACGGUAUGUCUUAUGUCUCUUUUUAUUUGUGUUAGUUUUCUACGCCCAAUGUUGCUCACAAGUCUAUGCAUUUCAAUUAAGUGGAAUUCUAGAUAUUUCUUUCAGCCCUUUUCUCUACAUCAUGUUGAGAAUACAAAUCGCCUUCCAGAGUCAUUGUAAUGCAAUAUUUUUUUUAGCAAUAUGUUUGAUGAAGUUUGAAAGCAAUUGUACACAGAUACCCUUUCUAAAAGGGGACACUUUUGAUAAAAGUUGAAAGAUAUGCCUCUUAUUUGUAGGACAUAUAAAUAAAAAUGUAUAAUUACAUUAUCCUGUAUUUAUUUUUAUAUAAACACAUUGUAUUGUUUAAAAUGGCAUUAUUUAGAGGUCUACGUACAGUGGGGGAAUAAUAAUAAUAUUUGACCUCCUGCUGAUUUUGUAAAUUUGCCCACUUUCAAAGAAAUGAAGAGUCUGUCAUUUUUAUGGUAGGUUUAUUUUAACUGAUAGAGACAGAUAUCAACCAGAAAAUCCGGAAAAACAUUGUGUAAAACACACAAAUUGUAAAGUUCAAGUUGCCGAGCGACAGCCAAAAAACCUUAAAGAUUUAGAGAGGAAAUGGACCAAAAUGUCUCCUGUAACUUGUGCAAACCUGGUUGCAAGGGUUUCUCCACCAAGUACAAAGUUAUGUUUUGCUUUGCUCGGGGAUCAUUUCACUCAGUGAAAUGAAAAUCAAUUUAUAACCUUUAUAUAAUAUGUUUUAACUGUUUUGUUUCGGUUGAUAUUCUGUUUUUAUAUCAGUUAAAAUAAACCUACCAUAAAAAUGA